Messenger RNA from Leptonychotes weddellii (Weddell seal), 1873 nucleotides. The record is from RefSeq and is a predicted model, not a curated record. NCBI's taxonomy places the organism in Eukaryota, Metazoa, Chordata, Mammalia, Carnivora, Phocidae.
CACAGCCUCGCCAUGGCCCGGGUAGGCGCUUGCGGCAAGUGUCGCGUUGCGUCGUUCUCCACUGCUGUCGGUGGUGGCGGCAGCCUUGGGCGCGCCAGGGGCCCAAGGGAGGUACCUGGAGCCAGGAAAUCCGGGAAAGCUCGAGACUCGCUACGUGGCCGAAGGCGGCCAAGCCGCGCAUUGGCGCGGCGACGACUUUUUCACCCAGACGCUGCCACUGCGCCCGCGCCGCCCGUGUUGCAGCCCGCAUGCCACCUCCAGAAAUGACCGGAAUCUUGCGGCCCACUGAGGCUGUGCGCUGAGGGUCUGCAGACUGCGGGAGCCGUGCAUAGUGAUCUUCGAUUUUCACAAGAGCCCUGCAAGACCUCACUCGAGCCGACCCCGCGCCCAGAGCUCUUGUUCGCUCUUGUCGCCUCUCAACCCCUAGGACAAUGCUUGGCCCGGAGUAGGCUCUCAACAAACUGGAUGCAUGAAUGCAUGAACGAACCUCCACUAUUCCAGAAGUUGAGGAUCCCAAGCUGAGAGAGGAGGUGGAGGUCAGCGCCAUGGCCGCUCCAGAGGAUUCAAAUGAGACUUCCUAUCUGCUCCCUCCAAACAGUAAGGACUGGGAAGAGCAAGGCAUUCCUGACUUUGUCUACGGGCAGAAGGAACUUGUGCUGGAAGGGAUUCAGUGGCCUAGGACUGCCCCCGGCCUCCUGGACACGCCGCCGCGGUCUCGCUUCGACUCUGCUCUCUGCUCCGCCUGGAGGCAGCGCAUGGACCUGGGGCUCUUCCGCUACCGCCUGGGGGAGCUGCAGACCCAGACCCUCCCUGGUGCUGUGGGUUUGGUGGCUCAGCUGAAUGUGGAGCGAGGCGUGCAGAGGAGGCGCCCCCAGAACAUCCGGAGCGUGAAGCAGGCAUUUGACCCUGGACAGUUUAACUUCAACAAGGUCCGGCCAGGAGAAGUGCUCUUCCGUUUGCUCCGGGAGCCCGAUCGCCCGGGUGCUCUCCGGCAAGAGGACAUCCUCGUCAUGAUCAAUGUCAGCCCCCUGGAGCGGGGCCACGUGCUGCUGGUGCCCGAGCCCACCCGCGGGCUCCCCCAGCGCCUGCUGCCAGGCGCGCUGCGGGCCGGCGUCGAGGCCGUGCUGCUGAGCUCACACCCGGGCUUCCGCGUCGGCUUCAAUAGCCUGGGGGGCUCGGCCUCGGUGAACCACCUGCACCUGCACGGCUACUACCUGGCUCGCAGACUGCCCGUGGAGGGGGCGCCGAGCGAGCCCCUGGACCCUGGCGGCCGUCUGCAUCUGCUCCGGGCCCUCCCAGCUCCCGGCUUCCUCUUCUACACGGGCGGGCCGGGGCCCGACCUGGAAGCCCUGAUAGGCAGGGUGUGUCGGGCCACUGACUACCUGACCGACCAUGAGAUUGCCCAUAAUUUAUUUGUGACCCGGGGGGCCCCACCUGGAAAGACAUCACCUUCCUCCGCUCUCACAGGCGUCCGCGUAAUUCUGUGGGCCCGGAAGUCCAGCUUUGGGGUAAAGGAAGGCGAGGCGUUCAAUGUCGCCCUCUGUGAGCUGGCCGGGCACCUCCCUGUCAAAACGUCCCGGGAUUUCGGCAGUCUGACAGAGGCGGCCGCUCUGGCCCUCAUUCAAGACUGUCUGCUGCCCUCGGCCCAGGCGGAAGAGGUGCAGGCAGCCCUGGUGGCCGUGAUAGCCCAGGACGAGCAGUGAUCCUUCUAGAAGUAUUUAUUUUCUACCUGGUCUAAGUCCCUUUCCACGUGGUCGUUUGGGCUUCCAUGACUGCCACCUUACCCGUCUCAGCCCAAGGGGAGGGAUAAAGAACUGACAAGUGAUCUCUAAAGAGAAGAAACCUUAGAAUAAAUCGAAUGAAUGAGCCGUCA